AUAUAUAUUUUAAAGUCCUUCAGUCUGCUACACAAUCAUCGUGAAGUAAAACAUGGAGGUGAUGCUACCAAGUUCUCCGGUUAUGGAAUUUGAUUUCAACAGUGCUCGGUCAUCUCCUGUGUCGACUGCUCCUUCUACGCCUCGACGAAUGGGAGAUUGUUUCUUUAGUGCCCCGACGAGUCCCGCACGGUUGUUCGAGUUUUAUCGCGAAUUCGAUCUCUACGAUAUGGAAAGCAGCAUGAGAAGCAGUCGUUUGGCGAUUCCUUUUGAUUGGGAUGAAAAAACAGGUACAAACAAGUCACCGAGAUCGACAAUGACCGGUGUUGCUGCGGAUGAAGGAGAUGAUUUUGCUUUUGAUUUUAGUGUGAACUUGGAGAACACGUCUCGAUCAGCUGAAGAACUCUUCGAUGGAGGAAAAAUUAAGCCAUUGAAGCCUCCAUCUCGGUUAAAGGUCGAUGUGUCGUCCCCGAAACCUCCUAAAUCUUCAUUUUCUCAAGGAAAAAAGAUCAUCCAUGAAGCUUUUUCACCAAGAAAGAAAAAGGACGAUCGCGACCCUUUGCCAACAGCCAUCGGAACCAGUCGAAACAAUCGAGAGCACGGAAGAGGUAGAGAAAGGGUUCAAGAUUUCACAUUAAGGAAUUCGAGCCGAAGAGCAACAAGAUCGCUUUCUCCUUACAGAGUCUCGGACAACCGAUGGGAAGACGAUGAAGAAGAAGAAGAGAGAAAACAGCAACGUGAACCCACCACCACCAAGCAAUCAUCAUCAUCAUUGAAUUCAAAGCCAUCGUUUUCUUCAACUUCCUCAAAGGGGUGUUCAAGAAAAUGGAGAUUAAGAGAUUUGCUGUUGUUUCGAAGCGCAUCCGAGGGACGUGCAAGCGAUAAGGAUCCAUUAAGGAAGUAUUCAUCAAGCUUUGUGAAGAAACCUGAAGAGAAGAAGAAUUCAGGUGGGUCUAGAAGAAAAGUAUCGGCUCACGAGCUACAUUACACAACGAACAAAGCAAUAUCUGAGAACAUGAAGAAGAAAACUUUCUUGCCAUACAAACAUGGUAUUUUGGGAAGAUUAGCCUUCAACUCCAAUGGAUUUGGAAAAUAAUCAGUCAAUCAUCUCAUGAUUUUAAGUUUUUUUCAUUUUUGUUGUUGU
Messenger RNA from Hibiscus syriacus, 1141 nucleotides. RefSeq lists its product as uncharacterized. The record is from RefSeq and is a predicted model, not a curated record. Lineage: Eukaryota; Viridiplantae; Streptophyta; Magnoliopsida; Malvales; Malvaceae. The coding region runs from base 53 to 1093 and encodes 346 amino acids. The transcript has a single exon.